Messenger RNA from Bombyx mori (domestic silkworm), 3033 nucleotides. RefSeq lists its product as uncharacterized. The coding region runs from base 527 to 1933 and encodes 468 amino acids. Gene Ontology annotation, molecular function: DNA-binding transcription factor activity, RNA polymerase II-specific; zinc ion binding; transcription cis-regulatory region binding. The record is from RefSeq and is a predicted model, not a curated record. Gene Ontology annotation, cellular component: nucleus. NCBI's taxonomy places the organism in Eukaryota, Metazoa, Arthropoda, Insecta, Lepidoptera, Bombycidae. Gene Ontology annotation, biological process: regulation of transcription by RNA polymerase II. The transcript has 3 exons.
UUGCCGGGUCAGCUAGUAAUUUUAUAUAAAUCCUUAUCUGCCAUAAUUCAUAUCUGAUGUCUUAAUCUUAAUUCCGUUCAAUUUAACUUUCCCAUAACAAAGAUAGCUAAGGCCACUGUUGUAAAACAUUUCGGUGUUAAAAAAAUGAAGCCUGAAAGGUAGAUUAGAAGAAAGGAAAAAUUUUAUAGAUUUUAUUUUAGAUAUUUGGGCUUAAAAUAUGUAUAUACGAUAAUUAUCAUGAUGCAUGGCUUGGAGUUACACUCCUUUCAUGCAUCAUUGAUUUAAUAAUAAAACUAAAAGUAUUCCAUGGGGCAUCAUAAUCAAAAAUGUCGAGUAGAGAUUUAUUUGAAAUCUUUUAAUAUGUUCGACCUCGAUCCCUUUGUCUAACCAAUCGGGCGGUCGAUUAUAAAACAAUAGUCAAACGAAAAUAAAUAAAUAAAUAAAUAAUUAAAAACUGUCUGUUUACUUAAUAUGAACCGAAGAUGAUACACCAAGAAGCUUAAUAUUUUAAUUUACAAACUCAAAUAUGGCCGAGGGUGAGAUACCUGGUGAGGCCGAAGUGGUCGAGCUUGGUGCGGAGGAGCCGCUGGUUUGUCGGGGGUGCCUCGCGAACGCCGGCGAAAUGAAAAACAUGUACGAUUGGGGACUGAAUGAGGAAUUCUUCAAGAUUACCGAUAUAAAGGCUAUCCGGACGGAGAACAUCUCUGAAUUCCUUUGCACGACCUGCGAGGAUAUGCUGAUGAUCUGCAAAAGAUUUAAAUCACAAUGCCAGCAAUCAAACAGCAUCAUGAUGAACUGGAUCAAGACAACGACAUCGGAUUCAUCGGUCCCGCAGAAUAUAACUCGUCACAUCCUGACCGAGAAUAAGCUGACCGUAAUCCUGCUGGCGCCGGACCGUCUGGCCAAAGUCUACAUUACGUGUCCCUUGGACUGCAACGAGAGAUACAUAAAGAAACGGGAUCUCCUAACGCAUUUGAAUAGAAAACACAACUACAGCAAGGACUUCGCUGUGGAAUUGCAGUAUUACUGUUCGUAUGAAACGUGCACUUACAGCAUGAAAUUCGGCAGCAAAUGGUUCGCCGAACGCAAGUUUCUGAAUCAGCAUUACAACAAAGUGCACAGCAUUAAAGUCAUUGAAUGCGAGCGAUGCAACAAAGGCUUUCCUUCCGAGACGGAUUACGCGAGACACGUGCCUGCUUGCAGUAAAACAUUUCAGUGUCCGUUGUGCAAUAAAGAGUACGCUUCGAGAGAUCGCUACACUGUGCACCUGCUAAGGAAACACCCGCAGAUACAUAAAGAGUUCAAGAUGAAUAAUAAAGCGGAAAAACGCAAGUCCGCUGUGCUCGCGAAGAACAAGAAAAAGAAAAAAGAAUCUUUCGAAGAUUACAUUUGUGAUAGUCCGAAACGCAGUUCAGCGACUCAGACGCGGCUCGAUGAUAAAAUUAAGAAUGACGUCACGCUGCCAUCUUGGUCCGUGCCCGGCAGGAGCGACGGCCUCGAAAUCAAAACAGACGAAAUAUCGACGCAGACUGUUUUCGAAGAUCUGUUGUCUAUAAAAUCGCAGACGAGCGAAGACGAAUCGAUAUUUUGUUCGGAAACAGUAUCGCUGUCUGAUAUACAAACUCAAACAUUUCCGAUCGAAUUUGGUUUGAGUCGUUCGAAUAAGGAGACGGUCACGAGCGAGACCCAGUCACCGGAUUUGAGUAUUAAAGAGACUCAAACAUGUUUAUGCCUAUACGAAACAUCGAAAAGUGGAGGUAGAUAUCAGGACGGCCUUUCGUCAAGUCCGUGCAGCAACAAUUUCAUAUCAACGGAGACUCAAACGGGCGACCUCAAAUGCUGCGUCAAAUCGGAUGUGCUUUUGAGCUUUAAUUCGACCGAAACUCAAACUUGCUUCGACGAUGACACCCAAGGAAGCGAUAACAUUAUGUGAUAUUUGGAGUUACUGUAAGGUUUAUCUUGAUGAUAUACUUUUGAUAUAUGUAUUUUUAUUUACGGAAUAUUUAAAAGAACGAAUCGUGAUAGAUCACUAAUAUUUGCGUGAAGCUGAAAAAGCAUCUUCCUGGCUGGAAAUAAAUCAUUCAAUGGAUUCAGAACAGUGGAAAAGUUGAAAAUCAUAAUGUUAAACUAAUCCUGCUGCUGCGAUUAGACCCUCUAGUAGGGCAAACAAUGAUCAGCUCUUUCUCAAGUUUAAAGUUAUUUGUGUCAAAUCACUUAAUAUAGUUCUGUUUUAGUGGCGGUAAUGCGUCGGACAGCUGUAAUAUAAGUGCGAAACUGUUAUGUCGGCGAAUACGAUAGUUUUGAAAUUUAAUUGAUUUUCAUAGUACGAAGGCAGCAUGGACCCUCAGACGCGAUCGCUGGAUCAGUUGCCUCAGAUUGUAACUAUUCAAAUAGCUUCAUAACUUAGUUGAUCGAUUGAAGUGAUUGCGAAGUGAAUCAUCAGUUGUGGUACUAUAUCAGUGCUUCUUACUAUUCCCCCUCCCACACCACUUGCUUCUUACUAUUCCCCCUCCCACACCACUUGCUUCUUACUAUUCCCCCUCCCACAUCAUUUGCUUUUUACUAUUCCCCCUCCUUUAUAACUUGCAUCUCGCUGCCUCAUUAGCCAAAAAACUAGUGCUAUUUUAUUUAUUGCCUUCUGUGAGAUAUCAAACCAAUUCCUAAACGCAUUCGAUACCUGUCAUUCUAAAAUGUAGCUAUCUCGCUCUUAACUCAACUUCCGUCCUGUCUUUUUCCUAAAUGUUCGGUUAAGUGUGCGUAAGUUAAGUGUGUGUGUAUUAAUUAAUUAAGUGUUUUAAUCCAUAUAUGAAAUCUUCUAUAUAUUGCGCAUAAGUUUAAAAGUUGUUUACUUACAUUCAUUUGCAUUGUACUGUAACGUAUAUGCGACCUAAUGUCGAUUCUCAUAACAUUAGUCUUUGCUGACCACUCUACGAAACAUACUCUAUGACUCCCCCGAUAUAUUGUCUACGACGUACAUGUUACACGCUAGUAAAAACUAUAUUUGUGAUAACAAAAUAAAAAUGUAAGCCCGAU